Lachancea meyersii CBS 8951 is the source of this 1944-nucleotide messenger RNA. Lineage: Eukaryota; Fungi; Ascomycota; Saccharomycetes; Saccharomycetales; Saccharomycetaceae. The record is from the annotation of a GenBank genome assembly.
AUGGUCGAUUUCAACCACACCAUUAUCGGCCAGUUCCCGUAUUUGAACAACUCGCAAAAUGUACUUAUAGCCAGCGACGAGUUGUGGGCUUCAGCGGUCAAUUAUCCAUACCAAGUGAUACGAUCGUUCUACAGUGCCAUCGUUUCGCAAUAUGAGUCGCAGUUCAUGACCACCGUGGCUUCAGAGGCGCUAAGUAUGGGGGCGUCUGCGUUUGCCGAAACAGCAGGCUAUUUCUUCAGCAACUAUGCUGUGGGCUGCUUUGUGACUGCAUUGUUGCUGAACAGGAUAGUAGCAAUGUCCUCACUGCGUUCAGCAGCUACAGUCGUGCAAUUGCCCCUGUGGUCGCGCGUUGUGUUUCACGGCAUCGCGAUCGGUACUCUCCUUUACAACGUGACUGUAACAAUACGGCCUGGUGCCAACGACGACCCCAACGCUUAUUUCGCUAUGACUUAUGCAGUAAUCUGCCUCUCACACUGCCUGGAAACGUUCAUCUCCACUACUUCCAAUACAAAGCCCAUGGAGGAGUUUGACUACAGCAUAUUUGAACUAUCCAUGCAUUUCUACACACUGACGCGGUCUGGCACGGCGCGCCAGGACUACGUUCCAGACUGCUUGAUGGCUUUGUUGGGCCGGCUCAUCAUUCACAUCGUCGAGAUAAGUAACAGAAGGCGCUAUCGCUUAUUAUGCUCCACUAUCUUAAACGUGGGUCACCUGGGGUAUCUGGCCUGGUCUAUAUUGAAUGAAGGCGUUUCGUCCUUGACACUGCUAGUGAAAUACAGGCACAUUCCUAAAACGAUGGCGCUAGUGUGUAUUUCGGUGUCUGUUGCCUGCUACGGGUUGGCCUGUCUGGCGAGGCUAAGUCCAUUUGGUAGCAGUGACCUGUCGGUUUUGCGAUUCCACUCUUUUAUGCAGAGCUGGUACAGCACAUUGAACUGCACUGGCGAGGAAGAGUUCACCAGCACAUUGAUAAACUUUGCAGUUCUAAUUUGCAACCCAGUUCAAACGCAACAGGCCGGGAUACAUCGCGAACUUUCUCAGCUAACUCAUCAAAACGAUGUCAACAGGUCCUUCCUUGUAAGCGGAUAUAUGAACAAACAACAGACUGAAAUGAAAAGUGCCGAGAUAGAAUGGGAGCCCGCAAAACCCGUUUGGCGCAGAAAAUGGGACGCCAUGUGGGGACUCGAAAAAGCGCUCGAGAAUCGAAUAAUUUCGCUAUUCCAAGCUCCAAAGCCGCAAAUCGAGGUCGAGCUUGAGCGCAAUCGUCAUGACAAAAACCUCAAUGACUACGUAUCCGAUAAUAACUACAGGCAAUUUUUCGCAAGGGCGCCCGACCUAAAUGCGAAUGUCAAGGGCAAGCGUUCAACGAGCUACAGGUACUUGCUACCGGAAGAGGACUGGUCUGCCGACUAUGUCGAAGAUGAUUCCGUAAUUACGGGCAUUGACAGUGACGACAGUGAAGAUCUGGAAUCUGAUCUGGAGCUACUUGAUAAUGAGAAUGAUCAAUCGGAGGAGACGCAUCUCAGGGAAAGACAGAUUGGUAACGAGCUGACAGAUCUUCUAAUUUUGCCCGACUCCCCAAAUGACAUUGCAGAUCAGGAUCCGCAAUGGCUGCUCUCCAUGUGGUCUAUUUUGCAGUGUGAGACGAAAUGCAAUAGAAGACUAACCCGCUCACAAUACGCCAGUUUGAACGAAUCGAGCGUUCUGCGCGAAAUUAUGACAAAACGUGCCAUCGAGGCCCACUCUGCGAAACCCUCGGUCUCAAACUCCGAUCGCGAUCUUUCAUGUGUGGUGUGCAAGACCAAUGUUCGAAAUAUCGUGCUAUGGCCUUGUAAAUGCUUUGCUAUCUGCGAAGAAUGCCGUGUUUCGUUGGGCCUUCGCGGAUUCAAUACCUGUAUAUGCUGCAGAGCUCCCGUGAAGGGCUACAGUAGAAUCAACGCAGUCUGA